This is a messenger RNA of Asparagus officinalis (garden asparagus), 3479 nucleotides long. RefSeq lists its product as uncharacterized. Bases 1 to 3441 code for a protein of 1146 amino acids. The record is from RefSeq and is a predicted model, not a curated record. The transcript is spliced from 5 exons. Lineage: Eukaryota; Viridiplantae; Streptophyta; Magnoliopsida; Asparagales; Asparagaceae.
AUGUUAUUCUGGAAUGUUAGAGGCAUGAAUAAAUUGGGAAGGAGAAGGGAUAUUAAAAAUCACAUACUAACUUUAAAGCCCAGUGUAGUUGGUUUGUUGGAGACUAAAGUUAAAUCAUCAAAAGCUUACAGAAUUAUGAAGUGUAUACCUGCUCAUUGGUCAUAUUGUAACAAUUAUAUUGAUUCAAAUAGAGGAAAAAUAUGGGUGGUAUGGGAUUCAGAGGUCUGGAAUGGUGAAGUUUUAUCUGUUAACUUGCAAAUUAUAACUAUCAGGCUUCAAAACAAAGGAGGAUUCACUCUAGUUUUGAGUGUCAUUUAUGGUGACAAUUCAGAAUCUGUAAGAUCAUCAUUAUGGGCUAAUAUAAGAGAUAUCUACGAAAAAUUUUCCACUUUGCCAUGGUUGUUAGUGGGGGAUUUCAAUGUUUGCAGAUUUACCUCAGAAAAAUUUGGAGGUAUACAACUGACAGUCAAAAAGCUCCAAGAUUUUAAUGACUGUAUUCAAUCAUGCGGCCUCUCUGACAUCAAGAGUACUGGUUCACAAUGGACAUGGCAUAAUAAACAACAAGGUUCACCUAUGUUCAUAUUGGCUUCUAAACUUAAAGAUCUUAAAAUGGCCCUAAAACUCUGGUCUAAGCAUUCUGAUAUAUCUCCCAAAGCUAAUAUUAUGAGGUUAACAAAGCAGCUGGAUAUCAUUCAAAAAGAGCUGAAUCAAGACAUGGAUAAUGAGGAAUUACAGGAUAAAGAAUCUGCAUUAAGUGCCGAACUAGAAGGUUGGCUUGGUAGAGAGGAAGAUGAGAUGAGGCAGAAGAGUAGACAGCUAUGGCUUCAACAAGGUGAUAAAAACACUAUAUUCUUUUAUAAUGCUAUCAAACAUAGGAAUUCUACUAAUAGCAUCAGGCAACUCAUUGCUCAAGAUGGUACGCAUACCACUUCAAAUGAUCAUAUUAAAUUCAGUGCUCUCAGUUUCUAUGAAGAUCUUUUCAAUCAAACAUCCUAUUGGAAUAUUUUCCCUAAACUGACAGUUAAGAGGGUUCUCACUGAUGCUACUAAACAAUGGUUAAUAAAGGAAGUUAACUACAAGGAGAUUAGAAAUGCCCUUUUCCAAAUGAAUGCAGAUAAGGCACCAGGUCCAGAUGGAUUCAAUGCAUAUUUUUAUCAACAAAAUUGGGACACAGUAAGGGAUGAUGUUGUUCUGGCAGUGCAGAGUUUCUUUUCUUCUGGUACACUUCUUAAACAAAUUAAUCAUACUUUUCUCACUCUUGUGCUGAAAUCAAAAGAAGCUACUUCUAUUCAAGAUUAUAGACCAAUUUCUUGUUGCAAUGUCAUUUACAAGAUUAUUACUAAAAUCCUGGCCAAUAGAUUAAAACUGGUGGUUGGAGAAUUGAUUUCUAAGAAUCAACAUGCUUUUCUUCAAGGGAGACAUAUAGGGGAGUGCUCUUUACUUGCUCAUGAAUUGCUUAGAGAUUUCAACAAGAAUCAUGGUAAGAGAGCCUGUUUUAAGAUUGAUCUUCAUAAGGCAUUUGAUAGCAUCAAUAGGGAAUUUGUAUACUAUAUUAUGCACUGUAUGGGCUUCCCAGUUAAAUGGAUUAAUUGGAUUAGAGAAUGUCUAUCUACUCCCUCUUUCUCAGUACUAUUAAAUGGUUCCUCCUCAGGAUUCUUUAAGAACAGGAAAAAGAGCAAAAUUUAUUUCAGCAAAGGAUGCAACUAUAAAGGUGUAUUAAGCUCAAUUGUGGGAAUUGCUAUUGGGAAUCUUCCUAUGAAAUACCUAGGAUUACCUCUAUCAGCCAAAUACCCGAAAGCUAAAGAUUUUCUUCCUCUAAUCGACAAGAUCAGAAAUAAGAUUGAAGGCUGGAUGACACAUUCUCUUUCAUUUGCAGGGCGAUUGGAGCUUGUUAAAGCUGUCUUAUUCAGUACCUCAGCCUAUUGGUAUUUUGUUUAUAAAUUCCCUAUAUCCAUUGUCCAAAAUUUGGAAUCAAUUUUUGCAAAUUUUCUCUGGAAUGGAAAACUUCAUGCUAUCAGUUGGAAGGAGGUUUGUCGGCCAAAACAGGAAGGGGGAUUUGGUCUGAGACAACUAAGUGAUCUUGGUCAAGCAGCUGCUCUAAAAUUAAUAUGGAGACUAUUAACAACUAAUACUCUAUGGUCAAGCUGGAUGAAAGUCAGAUAUGUCAGAGGAGGUAAUUUGUGGAAUUCUACUUCUAAUCUAUUGGAUUCAGGUACCUGGAAGCACAUAAACAGUCAUAAGGAGAAAGCUCUGAGCUGCAUUAGGAAAACCAUUGGGAAUGGGGAGGCUACUUCACUUUGGUUUGACCCAUGGUUACAGGAAGGUAGAAUUUGUGAACUUCUAAGCCAACUAACUCCUCAACUUACAGGCACUAGUACUUGGACAGUCUCUCACAUCAUUCAAAACUCUCAAUGGAAUUUCAUCUUGCCAUGCCUUAGUCCUCUGAUACCUUUCAUUACUAAAAUAUCAGUGUCAGGUCAGGAAGAUCAAUGGAUAUGGUUGCAUACUGGUGAUGGGAUUUUCUCUUUUUCCUCAGCUUGGAAUCAAGUACGGAUACACUACAACAUUUUUGAGCUUUACAAUGUGCUAAAGGCUACAGAUGCAAAGGAGCUGAAAACAGAAGCCCUGGAAAUCAAGGAAAAGUUCAAAUUUAAAGAUAAUACUUAUAUUUUGGCUAGAUUAGCUUUGAAUGCAACAGUGUGGCAUAUUUGGCAAGAAAGGAACAGGAGGAUAUUCCAUGAUCGAAAGUUGCACAAGAUUAUGGUGUUCAGAAGAAUUUACGAAGAUAUCAAUAUUUUGCUUAGGACUUGCAAUUGGAAAGUUGGAAUGCGUGCAAUACACGGGGAUACUCUCGUCCGCUUAAGGAGCAGAGAAGAAGUAAAAGGAGAGAGAUCGGUCGAGUACUUUAUUCAGGUGAAGCACAUCAAGGUGAAUUGGGAUGUCGUGCCGGUGAAAGCAUCGCUGCUGGAGAUCGACAGAGAAGGGAGAGGGGGGACGAAGAUCAGUACUGUUGCUCCCUAUACUGUGAUGGAGUCGUCUAUUUACAAAGCCGUGACCAACGCAUUUGCUGCUAGAAUGAGCAAGGAUAAGGUCAAGAGUGUUGCUCCCGUUGCUCCUUUUAAGCUGUGUUAUAAUGCUGCGGACAUCGUGAGCUCCGGCACUGGGCCCUCAGUGCCUCCGGUCGACCUCGUGUUGCAUAAUCAUCACGUUGUUUGGAGGAUUUACGGGGCAAAUUCGAUGGUGGAAGCGAAGAAGGGAGUUUUGUGCCUCGGAUUUGUGGAUGGAGGAGCGAAACCGAGGACGUCGAUUGUCAUCGGAGGGCAUCAAAUUGAGGACCACCUGCUUCAGUUUGAUCUGAGGAGGAGGAGGCUGGGAUUUACUUCUUCUCUGCUCCUUAAGCGGACGAGCUGCGCAAAAUUCAACUUUACGGGAAAGCUCUGAAUGUUUUAUCCUGAUUAGCUCAAGAGAUUGCUGUGAUG